Molecule: messenger RNA, 1513 nt
Organism: Cryptotermes secundus
Lineage: Eukaryota; Metazoa; Arthropoda; Insecta; Blattodea; Kalotermitidae
Product: prostaglandin reductase 1
Exons: 10
Coding region: 138-1151 (337 amino acids)
Biological process (GO): prostaglandin metabolic process
Cellular component (GO): cytoplasm
Molecular function (GO): 2-alkenal reductase [NAD(P)H] activity; 15-oxoprostaglandin 13-reductase [NAD(P)+] activity
Source: RefSeq, a predicted model, not a curated record
CACUACUUGUACCCUGACGGAGCCUCACGCAGCUACAAAAAGGGCGCUGUCACGCUCGUCACGUACAACAUUGCUUCCUCGGCCUUCACGCACGACAGAGAGGAGUGUUAUACACACAUACACAUUGCACCAGCAAUAUGGUGAAAACAAAGAAAUUCAUCUUUGCAAGGCGCUUUGUUGGCGUGCCGAAGGAAGAUGAUUUUACGGUUGUAGAAGAAGAGUUGCCACCCCUGAAGGAAGGAGAAAUUUUGUGCGAAGCUGUGUGGUUCAGUGUUGACCCUUACAUGAGACCUUAUACAGCCAACGUUCCUACUGGAACCACUAUGAUUGGAUCCCAAGCUGCAAGGGUUAUUGAAAGUAAGCACCCCGAGUACAAGGUUGGAAUCCACGUUGUAGGUCAUUUUGGAUGGCAGACUAGGAGCAUUGUGGAUAUUGACAACAUACCAGCAGCACUGUGGUUGUCAAAACCAUUCAUCAUACCUGAUUUUUCAGGAUUACCUUUGUCACUUGCACUUGGAGCCCUGGGCAUGCCUGGGAAUACUGCAUACUUUGGGUUUCUUGAAAUAUGCAAACCAAAACCUGGUGAAGUUGUGGUAGUCAGUGGGGCUGCAGGAGCAGUUGGUAGUCAUGUUGGACAGCUUGCAAAAAUAAAAGGAUGCAAAGUUAUAGGCUUUGCAGGGUCAGAUGAUAAGGUGAAAUGGCUGAAGGAUGAACUGAAGUUUGAUGCGGCUUUUAACUACAAGACGAAAGACGUUACACAAGCACUGAAAGAGGCCGCACCAGAUGGAGUGGACUGUUAUUUUGACAAUGUUGGUGGUACACUGAGUAGUGCUGUCAUUGCUCAAAUGAGAGAGAGAGGACGUAUUUCAGUAUGUGGUUCCAUUUCUUCUUACAAUGAAGACAUCAGCAAAAUUCCCUUAGCUCCUAUCGUCCAACCUUCCUUUGUAUGGAAGCAGCUACGGAUGGAAGGUUUCAUAGUGAGUCGCUGGACGGACAGAUGGGAAGAAGGCAUCAACUACAAUUUACAGCUGAUCAAGGAUGGUAAACUGAUAUAUCGUGAAACCGUGACUGAGGGAUUUGAGAACAUUGCAAAAGCAUUCAUAGAAAUGUUGCAAGGAGGAAAUGUGGGGAAAGCUGUUGUGAAGGCUUGAACUCUGGAUCCUAUAUUGCCAUGAUACUGUUACAUCAUGUAACAAUAAAAAUAGCUGUGCACACAAGAGAUACUGGUGCAGAUGCCAAAAGCAGUGAUUUGGGAAAAUUAUAUAAUAUGUGGGGCUGAAUUUGAUCAAUAUACUGUGUAAGAACUCUUUCACCCAUCAACUGAUGGACUGUGAACUUCAACAUUAACUGUUAUUACAGAAAUAUCAAACUUAUGACAUUUCAAUUGCAUUUUCAUAUACAAUACAUUACAGAUAAUAAUGCAAUGUAACUCUUGUCAUCUCUUAUUUUCUCUUAAAUCUACUGAAUUGAUAUUUGUGGAACAUUUCUUCAAAAUAAAAUGCAUUCGUUAACA